GUGCAAAUGUGCACCACAGUGUGAAAUGACGUGUUGGCGAACAGCAGGUUUUGAUGGAGAAGAUGUAGUUUGGGUGAAGAGAGAGACUCUCGUCCCUUCACUGUGAUUGGUCAACACCGCUUGACGACUGGACCAAUCAGCGAGGAUUUAGUUCGCCCCAUCCAACGUGACGUGCGGCGCGGAGAUUACACACGGAGCCUCUCCAGCCAAGCAGUGUGUGCUUCGUGGAUGCUGCUAUGGUGUGUGCACCGUCGACAAUUUAGCGGUGACUGCUCGCGUUUAUUCAAGAGGAGAAGUAAACAAAGGGGCUGUUUACGCAUUGGAGAAUAUGAGUAAAGUGGACGCGCCAUGCCGUCCCAGCGCCUCUCUCAAAUUCACCAUUGACAACAUCCUCAACCUGAAAACAAGCGGGCGAGGCAGUGACAGCUGUCACCCCCAAGGAGAGCACGAUGUCUCGGCUACGGCGACGUAUCAAGGCCGCGUCCCGCAGAGCAACCCGGAGGGGCCCGCAGCCCAGCGCAGGCACGAAUCGGACGAAAGCGACUUUACCCAAGAGAAUAACCGGGCCAGCGACAUUCACGGUCGGGCUGCGGAGACGCGUUUCGAGAGCGGGGACAGUAGUUGCGACGACUGCAGCUCCACCACCACGACCACGGAGAUUCUUAAAGCGGACAGUCCCACGAAAAAGAGUAAAUUGAUCACGAAAAAGAAAACGCGCACCAUUUUUUCCAAGAGACAGAUCUUCCAGUUGGAGUCUACGUUCGACAUGAAGCGCUACCUGAGCAGCGCCGAGCGCGCCUGUCUCGCCAGCUCUCUGCAGCUCACCGAAACGCAGGUGAAGAUAUGGUUCCAGAACCGCAGGAAUAAGUUGAAACGGCAAAUCUCGAGUGAAAUCGACGGACCGGUGAGCGACUUCCAGGAGACGGUGAAGCCCGUGGUGGUGGGUCAGCUCCCCGCCCUGUACAAGGAGAGCAGCUUGCUGGGGAGGUGCCUGAUGCCCAUGCCAUUGCCCGUCGUGUACCCGGGUUCGAAUACGCCUUACCUCUGUUUCUCCAACACCAGCAAGUACUUCAGCCUCUAUGACGGGGACGUAUGACACUGCCACCGAGCCUGCAUGUGUAAACAGACACUUUUGUUUGUGCCAACCGGAGCAUUUAUGGCGUUGCUACGCCUAUCCGAUUCAAAAGGCCGGACACUGGCCCAUCAGUGUUUAAAAGAAGGCUGCAAGUCGUAGGAACAUAUCACAUUCAAAUGAGCUGUUUUUUGGUAUUAUUUAUUUCUUAGCCUGGCUUUUGUGUAGGCCUAACAUGCACUUAACACCUGAAAAGAGAACCUAUAGCAGGCCUAGCAGAUGAAUAGCCUGCCUGGCCGUGCAUGGCCUCCAUCUGUAACAUCUUCUUGUUUACAUGAUAGCCCUUUCUCAUUCUUAUUGUUAUUAUCAUUAUUAUUCUCAACAACAGCCUAUGCCACCAAAGAAAUUAAUAUACCAUGCAUGCAUUUAUAAUAUCAUGAGGACUUUUGGAUUACAGAAAUUAUAUGUAUUUAAAUGAAUGUCAUUAACAUUUUAUUCACGCAUGUCUAUUUUUUGUCCUGAAGUAUCUUACACCUACGUUAUUCUUACAUUCGCCUUUAGGCUCAUUACAGCAUUUACUGCAACUGUAAUUAAAACCUCUUUAUUCAAGAAAACCUUUACAGCUGAUUCAGUAAUUUCAGGUGGUUGUCUUCGGCUCAGCUCGACCAAGUGUUGACUGUGUUUACUAUAUAAAUUAUGUUUCAGAUUUUACAUAAAGUAAGACCCAUAAAGACUCGUGCAACAAAUCCAAUAUUUCAACAAAACACUCAGGCUUCCCCCCCAAAAACUGUGAAAUUGUUUUUCUUCUCUAAUUCAUAAACAGCACUGUAAGCACACUUAUGAUUCUGGCAUUCCGGAAAUAAGAAAACAUUGACAUGGCUAAAUAAAUAAUAUAAUGACAGAACCCGUCACGUAGUUCUCCUUAAGUAAUGGCUCAUAACACCAACUUCCAUCUAUUAAUUAACCCUUAUGUAUAAAAUAAUAUUUUUUCCGCCAUAUAUUUUUCAGGAUAAAAAACAGACCAAAGUAAUUACGAAUCUAUAGUCGAAGGGAAUGAGUGGACAAAAACGUAAUGAUCAAAAGUGGUACAGCUGCAUGUAUAAUAAUA
This is a messenger RNA of Hippocampus zosterae (dwarf seahorse), 2180 nucleotides long. RefSeq names its product H6 family homeobox 4 (gene hmx4). Bases 329 to 1096 code for a protein of 255 amino acids. Lineage: Eukaryota; Metazoa; Chordata; Actinopteri; Syngnathiformes; Syngnathidae. Gene Ontology annotation, biological process: regulation of transcription by RNA polymerase II. The record is from RefSeq and is a predicted model, not a curated record. Gene Ontology annotation, cellular component: nucleus. Gene Ontology annotation, molecular function: DNA-binding transcription factor activity, RNA polymerase II-specific; RNA polymerase II transcription regulatory region sequence-specific DNA binding. The transcript has 2 exons.